Podospora bellae-mahoneyi is the source of this 3894-nucleotide messenger RNA. RefSeq names its product DNA replication factor C complex subunit Rfc1 (gene rfc1). Bases 433 to 3651 code for a protein of 1072 amino acids. Gene Ontology annotation, molecular function: DNA clamp loader activity; DNA binding; ATP hydrolysis activity. Gene Ontology annotation, biological process: DNA replication; DNA repair. Gene Ontology annotation, cellular component: DNA replication factor C complex; nucleus. NCBI's taxonomy places the organism in Eukaryota, Fungi, Ascomycota, Sordariomycetes, Sordariales, Podosporaceae. The transcript has 5 exons. The record is from RefSeq and is a predicted model, not a curated record.
AUCAAAGAGCUCCUCGCUAUCACCAGAUAUGGUGGUGGUGGUGUUGCGCGCCAAUUCCAAAAAGCUGCUGGCUCCAAUUCGGGAUAACUUCGGCAGGCAAAAAGUCCGGGGUGGGAGCUUGGGCUAUGAAAGGUGGUUGAAAGUGGGGCAUAAAGUUUAAAGUGGUCUGUGUGGGUCGUCGCGCCAAGAGGAGAGAGCAAGUAGGUAGGACUCGCGUCACCACUUUCCGAGCGCGUUUCCCUUUCACUUACCGAUAUCGAGUUUCUUUCUAGGCUUCGACGGUUGCUUACCAUUAGACACCCCCUUUUUGACAACGGCAGGGGCGAUUCAAACGGGUUUAAAUUGUUGCAUUUUUGAAAGGCAAAGGUGUUCUCUUUUUCGCUGGAUUUUCAAUUGGAAGGCUUUCUUGAGGGCAGAACGACCACAACCACCAUGCCUGAUAUUCGGUCGUUUUUUGUACCAAAGGGCGGUGCGGUGGCGGCGCCAUCGAAGCCUGCGCCCAAGAAGAAGGAGGAGGAGAAAAAGGGUCGCGGGAAAGCGAGAAAGGUCGUCGAGGACAGUGAUGAGGAUGAGGAGGUGGUAGAGGUGAAGAAGAGUACCAGAAGCACACCGAGGAAAAAGGCAGCGGCGCCGAUCGAAGCCAAGGGCACCGAAAUCUCGACAUCACAGUACUUUGCUUCCACCAAGGCCAAACCAGCUGCCACUACCACGUCGAGCACGCCAAAGAAGGCUGCCGCCAAACCCACGCCCGAGCUCCCUGUGCGCUCCAGCCCACGAUCCAAACCGGCCGCCAAGCCUGCCCCUGAGCCAAAGACGAAGAAGCCGGUCACCACCUACAAGAAGCACACCAUCCACGAUGACGACGCAUUUGUUGACGACGAGGACGAGGACGCGGGAGACGACAUCUUUGCCGCUGACGUCAGAGGUAACAAGAGAAAGAAGGAUGACUACGAAGAGGAGGAAAGCGAGGAGGAGCCACAACCCAAGCCCAAACGGAUUGCUUCCCGGUCUGUGAAGAAGGUCAAGGAUGAGUCUGAGGAGGACGAUCUCGAACCUGCGCCAAAGAAACCGGUCGCCAAGAAACCAGCUGCCUCUGCCGCGAGCAAGAAGCGAAAGUCACCAGUCACCGACAGCGAGGAGUCAGAGGAGGUGGUCAAAAAGAAGCCCGCUCCCAAGAAGGCUGCACCUGCGAAACCUCGCGCCACGAAAGCCAAAAAGGACGCUGAUGCUGAGCCGGAUGAUGUCAAGGACAUUCUUGCCAAUAUUCCGACGAUUCAGGCACCUGAUGCUCCCCCGAAGGACCCGAAUUGGAAGUUUGAUUUCAAGAACAAGGGCGGUGGCGGCAAUGCUGGUCCGGCUCCGUUGGCUGGUACUGUUGACAUUCCCGAAGGAGAGGAGGACUGCCUUGCCGGCAAGACAUUUGUCUUCACUGGGCUGCUCAAGACAAUAUCCCGUGAAGAUGGUCAAGCCCUGGUCAAACGAUAUGGCGGCAAGGUCACCGGCGCGCCAAGCAGCAAGACGGACUUUGUCGUCCUCGGUGACGACGCCGGCCCCAGCAAGCUCAGGAAGAUCAAGGAGCACAACAUCAAGACUAUUGACGAGGAAGGCCUGUUCUAUCUCAUCAAGACUAUGCCUGCUGGUGGCGGUGGUGGCAAGGGGUCUGAGGCCGCCAGAAAGAAGCGCGAGCAGGAGGAACAGAAAGCCAGAGAGGAAGCUGCUCGCAUGGAGGAGGAAGAAAAGAUCAAGCGAGCCGAGGCGACGAGGGCUGCCAAGGCUGCUGCUGCCGCCCGUGGAACCGCAGCUCCAGCUCCCCAGCCAACGGUACCCCUUACCCAACUCUGGACAUCAAAAUACGCUCCUACUGCCCUCAACCAGAUUUGCGGCAACAAGGCCAACGUAGAGAGGAUCCAGGGUUGGCUUAAGAAUUGGCCCAAGCACAAAAAGUACGACUUUCAAAAGAGGGGUGCUGAUGGCAUGGGUGGUUACCGAGCAGUCAUCAUCUCUGGCCCGCCAGGUAUUGGCAAAACUACUUCGGCCCACCUCGCCGCCAAGCUGGAGGGGUACGAUGUCAUUGAGAGCAAUGCUUCCGACAGCCGCAGCAAAAAGCUUGUUGAGAACGGGGUCAUGGAGGUUGUCAACAACACCUCGUUGUUGGGCUACUUUGCUGGCGAUGGCAAAACUGCGGAUGCGGCCAAGAAGAAGAUCGUUCUGGUCAUGGACGAGGUGGAUGGUAUGUCUGCUGGUGAUCGUGGCGGUGUUGGUGCGCUGGCCAAACUCUGCAAGAAGACUGAGGUGCCCAUGAUCCUCAUUUGCAACGACCGCCGUCUGCCAAAGAUGAAGCCGUUUGAUCACGUUGCUUUCGACAUCAAGUUCCAACGUCCGACUGUUGAUCAGAUUCGCUCUCGUGUCAUGACCAUCUGCCACAGAGAAGGUCUGAAGAUGCCUCUUCCGGUCGUCAACGCCUUGAUUGAGGGCAGCGGGAAGGACAUCCGGCAGAUCAUCAACAUGCUGGCCACGGCGAAACUUGACCAGACCACGAUGGACUUUGAUCAGACCAAGGCGAUGGCCAAGGCCUGGGAGAAGCACGUCAUCUUGAAGCCAUGGGACAUUUGCCAAAAGAUUAUUGGCGGUGGCAUGUUUAGCUCUGCCAGCAAGGCGACCUUGAACGACAAGAUUGAGCUGUACUUCAACGACCACGAGUUCAGCUACCUGAUGGUGCAGGAGAACUACCUACGCGCCAAGCCCAAUGCUAUAGGGGGCGUGGGCAUGCAUCCAAAGGAGCAGAACCUGAAGCAUCUUGAGCUGGUCGACAUGGCGGCUGAGAGUAUCAGCGAUGGCGAUCUGGUUGACCGGAUGAUCCACGGUCCCCAGCAGCACUGGUCUCUGAUGCCUACUCAUGCCGUCUUCAGCACCGUCAAGCCGGCCUCCUACAUUGCCGGCCAGUUCGGCGUUCAGCCCACGUUUACAUCUUGGCUGGGCAACAACAGCAAGUACGGCAAGCUGUCCCGCUACGUCCGUGAGAUUCACUCCCACAUGCGUCUCAAGUCUUCUGGCGAUCAUAAUGAGAUUCGCCAGCAGUACUUGCCUGUGCUGUGGCGCCAGCUCGUGAAGAAGCUGGAGCUGGAAGGCAAGGAGGCGGUGGAGGAUGUGAUUGAGCUGAUGGAUAGCUACUACUUGACGAGGGAAGACUUUGACUUUAUCAAGGAGCUGGGAGUGGGUGAGCAGGACGAAGAGAAGGUGAAUAUCGACACGCAGACAAAAUCGGCGUUUACGAGGAUAUACAACCAAGCCUCCCACCCUGUCCCCUUUAUGCGGGCGACCAACCUCCCUGCUCAAGCCAAGAAGAUGAGCCGUGACGUGCCUGACUUGGAGGAGGCGAUUGAGGAGGAGGACGAUGACGAGGCGGCUGUUGCGGAGCCGGUGGACGAUGAAGAGGAGGAGUUGGACUUGAGCAAGGACAAGUAUGUCAAGGCGUCCAAGAAGAAGGCUGCUCCGAAGAAGGCUGCUGCGCCGAAGAAGACGGCGGCGGCGAAGAAGAAGGCGGCAGCGGCGGUGGUGAUGGAUGAUGAUGAGGCUGAGGAGGAGGAUGUGCCGGUCAGGGUCAAGGCUAAGCCGGCUGCGAAGCCUGGGGGACGGCCUAAGAAGGCUUGAUCGUGGGAUAAGAGUAGUUUUUGGGCAGUUGACAGGGUUAUGUUUUUGGGAUUUUGGUACAGUGCAGAAACGACAGGCCGCCGUGGUGGUGUUAUCUGGCGUAUUUUUAGGUGUAUAUCUUUGCCAUGGUAUGGGAUUUGGAGGAACAUGGCAUAUAGAUAACUCAGCUUUGGCCAUUGUCAUACACUUUUGAGUUUAUCACUAUCCUUUCCCCUUUCUGGUUUACCAAUAUUUCAGUUUGUC